AUGCCCAAAUUCCACGUCGAAAGGCAAUCACCAGCCGCGCAGCAACAGCCAUCUUCCUACUCGCAAGAACCCAACUCAGUGCCACCGAGCAGCAACAAAGAAGAUACUCCUCCAGCAGAGACAGAAAACCCUUCACAGUCGACAAUACCCGCAUCAGCUGCCACGCCGCCUCCCUCGGGCGAGCGUGUGCCAGACUCCAAACCACACUCGUUCGUUGAUUCCUCGACCGAUACCCUCCCCCCACCGCUUAUGUUAUUGCUGGAUUCCAUCAAGUCGACAUUAAAGACAUUUUUUGCAUCGAAGCCCCCGCACACCAUACAGAGACUCGCAGAACUAGUUCUCCGACCUAAUGCGCACUAUCGAACUCUCCCUGCGUACCUGCGCGCCGUCGACCGAGUCGUUUCCGUUACAAGUACCGCUGAUAUAUUUCCACUUCAAACAGAAACCAGCGCUGGUCAGGUCAACGGCGUCUUGAACGGAGGAGGGCAUGGUUUCAUGUUCCCAGAUCAUGCCCCAGGAAGUGAUGAGUCCCUGGGUGGGGCCUUGCUCACUCCCAUCCCUUGGUUGACCGGCGCAUCUUCCCCGGGCAACGACGGUGGAGCUACUCUCAGUGAAGGUCUCGUCCCAGGUGAUUCAUUAUCAUUGGUCGCGCAAACAUCACAGCCAGAGCAGGUCCAACAGCAGGCUCAGGAUCCGAUAGCACAAGCCCAAUCCUCAGAAACGACAGCGCAGAACGAGACUAUGGGUGGUACUAGCCCCCCGCCAGUCGAUUCGUCCGAGGAGAUCCCCCACGCUCGGGGCCCGCCGAUCUUAGGAGUAGAGGAUAUGGGCCUGCAGGACGGCAAGGGAGUCGAGAUGACUUUGGCGCAAGACACAAAUGCGCCUGCGGAUCAGUCGUCGGCACAGACCGAACAACCUAGUUCUACUGCUAAGGAACAAACCGAGAACCAGAAACCGGCGUCUCGGGCAAAUGCAGACAGCGACGGGGAUAUCCGGCUUGACGAUGCGAAAGAGGCUGGGGAAUCGGCUCCUGCUACAACAGCAACAGGAGCAGCUGCAGAGGCAGAAGCUAAUGAAACUCCCCAGGCGACUGAGAACAAGGAUUUUUAG
This is a messenger RNA of Aspergillus fischeri NRRL 181, 1110 nucleotides long. RefSeq lists its product as uncharacterized. Gene Ontology annotation, molecular function: protein phosphatase regulator activity. Gene Ontology annotation, biological process: protein dephosphorylation. Gene Ontology annotation, cellular component: protein phosphatase 4 complex; nucleus; cytoplasm. The record is from RefSeq and is a predicted model, not a curated record. The transcript has 2 exons. Lineage: Eukaryota; Fungi; Ascomycota; Eurotiomycetes; Eurotiales; Aspergillaceae. The coding region runs from base 1 to 1110 and encodes 369 amino acids.